AAAAAGAAAACUACGGUACUAUUAACACGAGAGGCGCGUGCAGUCGCUGGUUUAACAGGCUUUCCUAACUAACUGCAAAAGCAUUCUCUUCUCUCUUUCUUUCUCCUUUUCCGCGAACGAAUCACUAUUCAUCUCUCUCUCUCUUCGAUUCCACUCUAACCCACACGAUUUGAGAUGGGGAUAUAUCUGAGUGCUCCAAAAACUGAGAAGGCCUCUGAAGAUGGUGAGAAUGACAUGCUUCGCUUCGGUUUGUCUUCGAUGCAAGGCUGGCGUGCUUCUAUGGAAGAUGCUCAUGCAGCUCAUCCGUAUUUGGACGAGUCUACGUCUUACUUUGGUGUUUAUGAUGGCCAUGGAGGUAAAGCUGUUUCAAAAUUCUGUGCCAAGUUUCUACACCAGCAGGUGCUUAGGCAUGAAGCUUACUUAGCUGGAGAUAUAGCCACAUCUUUACAGAAAUCUUUCCUCAGAAUGGAUGAGAUGAUGCGUGGCCAAAGAGGGUGGAGAGAAUUAGCAGUCUUGGGAGAUAAAAUGGAAAAGUUGUCUGGUAUGCUAGAGGGGUUUAUAUGGUCUCCCAGGAGUAGUGAAGCCAAUGAGCGUGCCGACGAGUGGGCUUUUGAGGAGGGACCCCAUUCUGAUUUCGGUGGGCCAAACUCUGGAAGCACAGCGUGUGUGGCUGUCAUUCGAGGAAACAAACUUGUUGUUGCAAAUGCUGGUGAUUCUAGAUGUGUGUUAUCAAGGAAAGGCCAGGCACACAACUUGUCUAAGGAUCACAAGCCUGACCUUGAACUUGAGAAAGACAGGAUUCUGAAAGCUGGUGGUUUCAUCCAAGUUGGACGAGUCAAUGGAAGUUUGAACUUGGCUAGAGCAAUUGGUGAUAUGGAGUUCAAGCAGAACAAGUAUUUGCCUGCUGAAAAGCAGGUUGUGACUGCAGAUCCGGAUGUAACUUCAGUUGAGCUUUGUGAUGAUGAUGAGUUUCUUGUGAUAGCAUGUGAUGGGAUAUGGGAUUGCAUGUCCAGCCAACAACUUGUGGACUAUAUUCAUGGCCAGUUAAAGGCAGAGGAUAAACUUUCUGCUGUUUGUGAGAAAGUAUUUGAUAGGUGCUUGGCACCAACAGCUGGUGGUGAGGGAUGUGAUAACAUGACCAUGAUCUUGAUUCAGUUCAAAAAUCCUUCCACUUCAGAUGCUUCUGCCACAGACCAACCUCAGCCAUCUGCUCAACCGGCUCUAAAUCCUCCAGCUUCAGAUGCAUCUGCUCAACCGUCACCAAAUCCUCCAGCUUCAGACGCAUCUGCUCAACCAUCCGAAGCUGACAGAAGUUAGAGAAAGUUGAUCUGAAGCGAGAAUUUCAGAUUCGAGCAGAUUUCCAUCAAUUUCUGACUGCAUGUUGAAGGGUACUAGUUUAUAUCCAGAUUCAGGACGUUAAUCCUCUGUAGAGGAUUGUAAAUUUGUGACAAACUGCUAGUUCAUGGGGGUUAUUGAGUUUGUACAUAAACAUGGUGGGUACUUGAAUAUGAAGGGGUAAAAAACGUUCAACAAGAAUAUAUACUGGCGUAGACAUAGUACAUGGAUGUUUAAAAUUACAGUUUCUUUUUGGAAUCACACCAAUGACAACAUGAUUGUCAUCAGGAAGAGCGUUAAAUACAGUCGAAUUUUGGAGUCAUGUUCAUUAUCCACAUGAUUUGUAGAAGUUUCUUAAGGAUUCAGUUCAAUGUUAUGAAAAUCACAUGUGAUUUCUUUUGUU
Messenger RNA from Vicia villosa (hairy vetch), 1738 nucleotides. Its product is annotated as probable protein phosphatase 2C 60. NCBI's taxonomy places the organism in Eukaryota, Viridiplantae, Streptophyta, Magnoliopsida, Fabales, Fabaceae. The transcript has 11 exons. The coding region runs from base 175 to 1317 and encodes 380 amino acids. Gene Ontology annotation, biological process: protein dephosphorylation. The record is from RefSeq and is a predicted model, not a curated record. Gene Ontology annotation, molecular function: cation binding; protein serine/threonine phosphatase activity.